Molecule: messenger RNA, 2588 nt
Organism: Lontra canadensis (Northern American river otter)
Lineage: Eukaryota; Metazoa; Chordata; Mammalia; Carnivora; Mustelidae
Gene: CCDC110
Product: coiled-coil domain containing 110
Exons: 7
Coding region: 71-2581 (836 amino acids)
Cellular component (GO): cytoskeleton
Source: RefSeq, a predicted model, not a curated record
GCCCCGGCGCGGAGCUACUGGGCGGAAUGCGUGGGGGAAGGCAGUUGGGAGGAGACCUUCAGCAGCAGAAAUGAGCCCUGAGAAGCAUCAGGAGGAAGAGGACGAAGUUGACUGCGUUCUCCUUUCAGCGUCCAAGAUCCUAAAUUCCUCUGACGGGGCAAAGGAAAGUGGUGGCAGUGAAACAGAAUAUGGCUGCAUAUCAGAAUCAGAAAAUCAAAUACAACCACAAUCAGCACUGAAAGCCCUUCAGCAUCAGCUGGAAUCAUUUCAGGCUCUCCGAAUACAGACUUUGCAGAAUGUUAGCAUGGUACAGUCUGAAAUCAGUGAAAUCUUGAACAAAAGUAUUAUUGAAGUAGAAAACCCACAAUAUAGCUCAGAAAAAAAUCUAAUAUUCGGCACAUGCAUUGAAAAAGCUUUGCCUAUGGAGAAUCAAGAAGAAGUCCUUUCUAUGGAGAAAAUUCAUCCUUUUGGGGAGUCCAACACUAUUCAUUCAACAGAUGAAAAAUUCAACAGUGAUACUGUUAACAGUCUCUGUCAAGGUAUAGAUAUUCCAUCCCAGACACAUUUCAAGGACCUAUUAACCUGGAGAACUUCAACAGAUAACUCAGCUUCAAACAUAAUUAUGAGCCCUUCAGAAAAUUCUGACAUAUUAAAGAAUUAUAAUAACCUUUAUAGUUUUCUACCUCAUGCACCUCAAAAUGUGAUGUCUCAAGCUGAUACAGUAAUUCUGGAUAAAUCCAAAAUGACUGAGCCUUUCCUCAAGCAUGGAUUUUGUGAAAAUUUAGAUGAUAUCUGCCAUUCUAUCAAACAAAUGAAGGAAGAACUACAGAAGUCACAUGAUAGAGAACUGGCACUUACAAAUGAACUUCAGACUUUAAAAACUGACACAAAUGUUCCAAGAAAUGGUAAAUAUGACCUGUCCCACAGUCACAAGGAAAAAAUUAACUUUAUUAAGGAAGAAAAUAUAGAAAGCAACUUAAGUGAAGAUAUAAAAUCAAAGAGAAUUUCAGAAUUAGAGGCAUUAGUAAACAAAUUACUCCCAUUCAGGGAAACAGUAUCAAAAUUCCAUGUGAAUUUUUGCAGGAAAUGUAAAAGGUUAUCCAAGAGUGAAAUGCACAGGGGAAAGAGAAGUGAGAAAAACAGUAAAGAAAUUCCUAUCACUGGCAAGAAUAUUACAGAUUUAAAAUUUCAUUCCAGAGUUCCAAGACAUACAUUGUCAUUCUUUGACCCAACAAAAUAUGAAAUGAAAGACAAAGAGACAAGACCACUAUCAAAACAAGGACCAAUAAUGUUUGAAAAUGAGAAAACAUCCAAAGUCAAUUCUGUUACUGAGCAGUGUGUUGCAAAAAUUCAGUACUUACAGAAUUACCUAAAAGAAUCUAUGCAGAUACAGAAAAAAGUAACAGAACUGGAGAAUAAAAAUCUAACCCUUAAGAACAAAAUAAAACCUCUUGUCUUUACUACACAAUCUCUGAUACAGAAAAUCGAAACAUAUGAAAAGGAACUUAAGAAUUUGGUUGAAGAAAAGAAUGCUAUUCAGUCCAAGUUAAUUAAAACAGAAGAAGAUGGUAAAGAAUGUCUUAAAGAAUUGAAAAAAAUAAUUAGUAAAUAUAAUGUUCUUGUAGGACAAAACAAAACUCUAGAGGAAAAAAAUAGUCAACUUUCUUUGGAGAAGCAACAAAUGAUAGAAACAUUAGAUCAACUAAAAAGUAAAGAACACAAAACUCAGAAUGAUAUGGCCAUUGUCAAUAAUGAAAAUAAUCAAAUGAUUAUGGAAAUGGAAUCAAUGAAAACAAAUAUUCUAUUGAUACAAGAUGAAAAGGAAAUGCUAGAGAAAAAAACAUACCAGCUUCUAAAGGAAAGAAGCUCAGUUGAAAACGAACUGAAGGAAAAUCAGCUAGAGAUAAUGCAGCUAAAAGAGAAAGUAAGGUUGGCAAAAACUGAACAAGAGACACUUCUUCAAAUAAUAGAAACAGUUAAAAAUGAAAAACUUAAUCUUGAAACAACAUUACAAGAAUCUAUUGCUGCUAGACAAAUGAUGGAAAGAGAAAUGGAGAAUAUUCAAACCUACCAAUCUACUGCAGAGGAAAAUUUUCUGAAAGAAAUAAAAAAUGCAAAAUCAGAAGCAAGUAUUUAUAAGAAUAGUUUGUCAGAAAUGGGCACUGAAUGUGAAAUGUUAUCAAAAAUGGUAAUGGAAAUUAAAACAGAUAAUCAGAUUCUAAAAGAAGAACUAAAAAAACAUAGUAAGGAAAAUAUAAAAUUUGAAAAUAGCAUCAGUAGACUUGCAGAAGAUAAAAUACUUUUAGAAAACUAUGUAAGAAGUAUAGAAAAUGAAAGGGAUACCUUAGAAUUUGAGAUGCGGAAUCUUCAAAGAGAGUAUUUAAAUCUAAGUGAAAAAAUCCGUAGUCCACAGAAGGACCCAUCAAAAAAGGAUUAUAUUUCAAGAAGAGAGAAAUUCCAUUUGGACAACUAUGAUACUUAUGAAGACACCUCCAGUCCCAGGAGUAGGCCUUUGGCUCCUGAUUUGAAAGGAAUUCCAAGUCAACUAUAUCAAUUGCUUCCAUCCAAGAUAUGUAAAUAAAUUUCUA